This is a messenger RNA of Enhydra lutris kenyoni (northern sea otter), 1655 nucleotides long. Its product is annotated as REST corepressor 2. Gene Ontology annotation, molecular function: transcription corepressor activity. Lineage: Eukaryota; Metazoa; Chordata; Mammalia; Carnivora; Mustelidae. Gene Ontology annotation, cellular component: transcription regulator complex; histone deacetylase complex. Bases 84 to 1655 code for a protein of 523 amino acids. The transcript has 12 exons. Gene Ontology annotation, biological process: negative regulation of DNA-templated transcription; regulation of transcription by RNA polymerase II. The record is from RefSeq and is a predicted model, not a curated record.
CGGGCACGGCACUCGAGGCGAGCGCGGCAACCACCGCGGCUCUCCGAAGGCUCCCGCGCCCCCCGGGGCAGCUGGGCGGGGUAAUGCCCUCGGUGAUGGAGAAGCCGAGCGCGGGCUCCGGGAUCCUGUCCCGCAGCCGGGCCAAGACGGCGCCCAACGGCGGACAGCCCCACUCGGAGGAUGACAGCAGCGAGGAGGAGCACUCGCACGACAGCAUGAUCCGCGUUGGAACCAAUUACCAGGCCGUAAUUCCGGAGUGCAAGCCUGAGAGCCCAGCCCGCUACAGUAACAAGGAGCUGAAGGGGAUGUUGGUGUGGUCGCCCAACCACUGUGUGUCAGAUGCCAAGCUUGACAAGUACAUUGCGAUGGCCAAGGAGAAGCAUGGCUACAACAUUGAGCAGGCACUGGGCAUGCUCUUGUGGCAUAAGCACGAUGUGGAGAAGUCGCUGGCCGACUUGGCCAACUUCACCCCGUUCCCUGACGAGUGGACCGUGGAGGACAAGGUGCUGUUUGAACAGGCCUUUGGCUUCCAUGGCAAAUGCUUCCAGCGGAUCCAACAGAUGCUCCCUGACAAGCUGAUCCCCAGCCUGGUGAAGUAUUACUACUCGUGGAAGAAGACCCGUAGCCGGACCAGCGUGAUGGACAGACAGGCUCGGCGGCUGGGGGGCCGAAAGGACAAAGAAGACAGUGAUGAGCUUGAAGAGGGCCGGGGAGCCGUUAGUGAGGGAGAGCCGGACGCUGGAGACCCUAAGAGAGAGCCUCUGCCCUCUCGGCCCCUGAAUACUCGGCCAGGCCCCGGGAAGAAGGAGGCCCAGGGAUCUCAGUACCGUCACCACCCGCUGCGAACCCGACGCCGCCCACCCAAGGGCAUGUACCUGAGCCCUGAGGGCCUCACGGCUGUGUCAGGAAGCCCAGACCUCGCCAACCUCACUCUUAGAGGCCUUGACUCACAGCUCAUCUCCCUCAAGCGCCAGGUACAAAGCAUGAAGCAGACCAACAGCAGCCUCCGCCAAGCGCUGGAGGGGGGCAUCGAUCCACUGCGCCCCCCGGAGGCCAACACCAAGUUCAACUCUCGCUGGACCACCGAUGAGCAGCUUUUGGCCGUACAAGCCAUCCGGAGGUACGGCAAAGACUUCGGGGCUAUUGCAGAGGUCAUUGGAAAUAAGACCCUGACCCAGGUGAAGACCUUCUUCGUGAGCUAUCGGCGCCGCUUCAACCUGGAGGAGGUGCUCCAGGAAUGGGAGGCCGAGCAGGAUGGGGCCCCCGGAGCCCCAGUCCCAAUGGAGGAGGCUAGGAGAGGGGCCCCCUUGCCGGCCCCAGCCCUCGAGGAAGACGAUGAGGUGCAGAUCACCUCCGUCUCAACGUCUGUGCCCCGAUCGCUGCCCACCGUGCCGCCUCCACCGCCGCCUCCCGCCUCGCUGUCCCAGCCACCGCCGCUGCUGAGGCCGCCUCUGCCCACGGCGCCCACCCUGCUCCGCCAGCCGCCCCCACUCCAGCAGGGCCGGUUCCUCCAGCCCCGCCUGGCCCCCAACCAGCCCCCACCACCUCUCAUCCGCCCUGCUCUGGCUGCCUCCCGCCACGGUGCCCGGCCCGGUCCUCAGCCCCCACCCACCCUGAUUGGAGCCCCCCUGGAGCCUCCAGCACCCUCACUCUGA